Cucurbita maxima (winter squash) is the source of this 4474-nucleotide messenger RNA. Its product is annotated as formin-like protein 14. The coding region runs from base 188 to 4024 and encodes 1278 amino acids. The record is from RefSeq and is a predicted model, not a curated record. Lineage: Eukaryota; Viridiplantae; Streptophyta; Magnoliopsida; Cucurbitales; Cucurbitaceae. The transcript has 19 exons.
UUCCCGAUUCUCCUUUCAUUUCAUACUUUUUAUCGCUUCAGAUAUUGAAAAUGGAGUAACAUUUUGCUAUGAUUUAUUUUUCUUGUUUCGAAAUCGAGAAACGAGGAGCAUGUCUUCUCGCUCCACUGAGUACGCAUUUUCUCUUAGUUCUGUGGUGUAUGCUCGUAUGUGAAUUCAUUUCAUCGAAAUGUCUCUCCUCAGUAGAUUCUUUUACAGAAGACCCCCCGAUGGGUUGCUGGAAUUUGUUGAACGAGUAUAUAUUUUUGACUCCUGCUUUUCUACUGAAGUAUUGCCUGAUGAUAUGUACCAAAUAUAUCUGCACGAAAUCAUAAAUGAAUUACAUGAAGAAUUCCCGGAGUCCUCUUUUCUUGCUUUUAAUUUUCGUGAAGGGGAGAAACGGAGCCAAUUUUCACAAAUGUUGUGCGAGUAUGAUGUCACUGUGAUGGAUUAUCCUCGACAAUAUGAAGGUUGCCCGCUUCUACCGCUGUCGUUAAUACAGCACUUCCUCCAUGUUUGUGAAAGUUGGCUUCUGCUAGGUAACCAACAAAAUGUCAUUCUUCUCCACUGUGAGAGGGGAGGUUGGCCACUGUUAGCAUUCCUUUUGGCUAGCUUUUUGAUAUUUAGAAAACUGCACAGUGGUGAGAGGAAAACUCUUGAAAUUGUUCAUCGAGAAGCCCCCAAAGGGUUUUUGCAGCUCUUGUCACCAUUAAAUCCAUUCCCAUCGCAGCUCCGCUACUUGCAAUAUGUUGCAAGGAGAAAUAUAGUCUCUGAGUGGCCACCACCUGAGCGAGCACUUUCUUUAGAUUGUGUAAUUCUUCGUGGCAUUCCGGGUUUCGAUUCUCAGAAUGGCUGCCGACCAGUUGUUCGUAUUUUUGGGAGGAAUCUUUUUAGUAAGGGUGGGCUUUCCACGCAGAUGAUUUUCUCUAUGCCCAAGAAGAACAAGGCCCUCCGUCACUACCAUCAGGCAGAGUGUGAUGUGAUUAAAAUAGACGUUCAGUGUUUAGUUCAAGGAGAUGUAGUGUUGGAGUGUUCACAUUUGGAGUCAGAACAUGAAAGGGAAGUUAUGAUGUUUCGUAUUAUGUUCAAUACAGCGUUUAUUCGAUCAAACAUACUGAUGCUAACCUCUGAAAAUUUGGACAUUCUUUGGGAUUCAAAGGAGCGUUAUCCAAAAGGCUUUCGAGCUGAGGUUCUGUUUGGAGAGAUGGAAAGCAUCUCCCCUCCAAGGGCUCCAACCACAAUUUUGAAUGGUGAAGAGAAAGGUGGAUUACCAAUUGAAGCUUUUUCCAGGGUUCAAGAACUUUUUAGUGGUGUUGAGUGGAUUGAUAACAAUGAUGAUGCUGCCUUGUGGCUACUCAAGAAUCUUUCUGCCUUGAGUGAUGUGAAGGAAUUGUCAAGAUUGCAAAAUAAAACAAGUUCAUACUCCUCACCAGUGGAUUCUGAAGAGGAAAAUAAUACAUCUAGCACUGCCGAUAGUUUAGAUGAAGUAUUUGAUACUAUUACAAGGCCUGUGGUUGAUUCAACUUCUACCAAUUUUACAAUUCCAGCUACGGUACAUUCUUCUGAAUUAUUGUCCGACAAGAUUGGUGCUAAUGAAGUGAAUAUUUCAUCAGAGUCUCCUCAACUUUUUGAUGAAUUUCAAGAUGAGAUAUCUUCGAAUAAAGAACCUCCAUUAACUUCUUUUGGCUCCUCAACCCCUCCUAUAAGUUCUUCUUUGAUGUCAUCGCCACUGUUGCCUCCAUCUAAUCUACCAUGUACUAAUGCUAGUGGAGAACUUGUCUCAAAUAAAAUGACACCCACUGUUGAAGUAAUUCCUCCUCCACCACCACCGCCGCCGCCACCUUUUUCCCUGUCUCAUAAUGAACCUCAUGUAGAAACUUCCAUCAGUUCAAAUUUGACGACCAUAACAAUGCAUGGGAGACCCCCUCCACCACCUCCACCUCCACCUCCACCUCAAUAUACUACUGGUACCAAUCCUGUUGAAGCCUCUUUGACUCAUUCACUGUCGCUUGUUCCUAAAUCUUCGGGUGCUCCUCCACCCCCACCUCCCCCUCCCCCUCCACAAGUUGUUGGUCCACCUCCACCUAUUUCAAAUUCCUCCAGUUCUCCUCCACUUCCUCCUCCACCUCCGCCUCCAGUUCCAAAAUCUUUUGGUACUCCUCCACCUCUAGUUCCAAAAUCUUCUAGUGCUCCUCCACCUCCGCCUCCGCUUCUAAAAUCUUCUAGUGCUCCUCCACCUCCACCUCCCCCUCCCCCUCCCCUUCCAAAAUCUUCUAGUGCUCCUCCACCUUCACCUCCACCUCCACCUCCACCUCCAAAACUUUCUGGUGCUCCACCUCCACCACCACCUCCAAAACUUUCUGGUGCUCCUCCACCUCCACCUCCACCUCCACCUCCAAAAAUUUCUGGUGCUCCGCCUCCGCCUCCGCCUCCACCUCCAAAACUUUCUGGUGCUCCUCCACCUCCGCCUCCGCCUCCUAAACUUUCUGGUGCUCCUCCACCUCCACCUCCACCUCCACAAUCAAAUCGCGGUGCACCGGUUCCACCUCCUCCACCACCAAGACCUCCCAGUGUUGAGCUACCGAGUCAUGGUACUAAACCAACUAGACCUCCUCCACCUCCUCCACCGACAAAGUCCUCUAAUGCUCACCCUCCGUCAAGUCAUGGUGCUACACCAAUGCCACCCCCUCCCCCCGGAUCAAGAGGGCCAAAUGUACCACCACCACCUCCUCCUUCUGUUGGAAGAGGCAAAGCUUCUCUAGGGUCAACAACUCAAGGAAGAGGCCGUCUUGCUACUGGAGUUGUAAAUGCUCCAAAGAAAACCACUUUAAAACCAUUGCACUGGGUAAAAGUUACUCGAGCAAUGCAAGGAAGUCUGUGGGCUGAUUCACAAAAGCAGGAAAAUCAAUCAAGGGCCCCAGAAAUAGACAUCUCUGAACUUGAAAGUCUAUUCUCAGCAGCCUCUGCUUCUGAUGGAAGUGGUAGUAAAGGUGGAGGACGACGUGGUUCCAAUAUCAACAAACCGGAAAAAGUGCAACUGAUUGACCUGCGGAGAGCAUAUAACUGUGAAAUAAUGCUCUCAAAAAUAAAGAUUCCCUUACCGGAUAUGAUAAAUUCAGUUCUUGCAUUGGAUUCUUCUGCUCUUGAUAUUGACCAGGUUGAGAAUCUCAUCAAGUUUUGUCCUACCAGGGAAGAGAUGGAAACAUUGAAGAAUUAUACAGGUGGCAGACAAAUGCUAGGAAAGUGUGAGCAGUUUUUUCUCGAGCUAAUGAAGGUCCCACGAAUAGAGUCAAAGUUACGGGUGUUUGCUUUCAAAAUAACCUUUUCUAGUCAGGUGAGUGAUUUGAGAUACAACUUGAACACAAUAAAUGAUGCUACAAGAGAGCAACAGGUCAAAGAAUCUGCAAAAUUGCGUCAGAUAAUGCAAACAAUUCUGACACUGGGAAAUGCGUUAAACCAGGGCACUGCUCGAGGCUCUGCAAUAGGUUUUAAGUUGGACAGCCUCCUUAAAUUGUCUGACACUCGGGCAAGAAACAACAAAAUGACUUUGAUGCAUUAUUUGUGUAAGCUCCUUGCAGAAAAAAUGGCGGAAUUACUUGAUUUUGACAAGGACCUUGUUCAUUUAGAAGCUGCCUCUAAGAUUCAAUUGAAAGCAUUGGCUGAGGAAAUGCAAGCAGUGAGUAAAGGUCUUGAAAAGAUGGAGCAAGAGCUAACUGCUUCAGAAAAUGACGGUGCUAUCUCUAUUGGUUUCCAGAAGGUGCUGAAGAUUUUUCUUGAUACGGCUGAAGCUGAAGUAAGGGCACUUAUUUCCUUAUAUUCUGAAGUGGGGAGAAACGCAGAUUCGCUAUCCCAGUACUUCGGCGAGGAUCCAGCUCGGUGCCCCUUUGAGCAAGUGACUCAAAUUUUGAUAGUCUUCGUUAAGAUGUUCAAGAAGUCUCGAGAAGAAAACGAAAGACAGGCUGAUGCUGAAAAGAGAAAAAUAGAGAAGGAAGCCAUGAAAGAACGAAGUUCAGUUAAUGCAAAGUGAGACCAUAUUAUGUUUUUAGUAGAAGGUAGUGCCAGACAAGCCUUAUUGGUUAAUUCGGUCGAAUACCUGAAGAGGUGCGAAUGUGAAAAUCAGAUGUAUGAUUCAUAGACUUCCUUCACGCUGAGCACAAGGCAAUUUUGUUCCCAGGUUGGCUCUUCGCCCUCCUGCGCUGCCAUUUCUUUCAUCAAUAUUGUGCUUUGUAAAUACGUAGCGAAUACCGACUCAUGACAACGAGGUUAGAGCUCUGUUGAUCUCAGCUUGACAUUGUCAUUAUGGUAACAAAACUUCUCAGAUAGCAACAUAUGGAUAUAUAUCAAUUGUUGAAGAUAGUUGAAAUAGGGCUAUGACCUUUGUACAGGUAGAUAUCAUUGCUAUAUUUUGGUAGUUUUCUUGACUCGUGGUGGCUUUUGCUGCACAUUUAUUGUAAAGAAAAGGUUACAAUUUCUAGUU